AUGGCUUUGUCAACUACCAACCCUUUCCCUUCCUUCCCUUUGACCGGAAUCGAGUUUCCUACUACUCCCCUCGUGUUAGCUUCUUACUAUCACGCAAAAAAAUAUUCGAGCCAAGGGGUCUUGAACCACGUUCUACGAAGUGCAGCCUUUUGCCUUCUUCUCCAGAAGAAGAUGCCCGAAUUUGCCAAGCUGGGCGAUGAGCUUGAUGCUGAGCUUGUUGUCGUGAGCUGUCUACUCCAUGAUCUCGCCUGGUCCAAGACAAAGGAGAUUUUGACGCACUCCAGACGUUUUGAGGUCGAUGGUGCCAACCUCGCUCGUGACUUCAUCGACGCACACCCUGAGAAAGAUAGUAACUGGGACAGGAAAGGUCGCCGCAUGCAGUUGGCCUGGGAUGCCAUUGCAUUGCAUACGAUGGAGGUUUUUGCGCCCUGGAAAGAGCCUGAAGUCGCACUUGUCCACUAUGGCAUUCAUGGCGACCUCCUUGGACCGAGCCUGCACCUCCUUGGGCUGCCGGAGGACCUGCCGAACUUGAACGGAGUCAUGGCGGAUGAAGAGUUCAAGGAAAUUUGCAACGCGUUUCCUCGCAACCACUUUGCCGAUGAGUUUAAGGAGAUCUUCUGCGGUUUGUGCAGGGACAGGGGCCGCUACACAUUCGACAGCACCGUUGUGCACUACGGAAUGGAAUGGGGCUAUGAUGGUAAUGGCAUUGGAAAGGAGGAGUUCAACAAGAUGGUGGAGGGUACUCAACGCGCCAAGAAUUUGUACAAGGUGAUGACUUCCAUUGAUAAGCUUGCUGAUGAGGCUUAA
Molecule: messenger RNA, 807 nt
Organism: Trichoderma virens Gv29-8
Lineage: Eukaryota; Fungi; Ascomycota; Sordariomycetes; Hypocreales; Hypocreaceae
Exons: 1
Coding region: 1-807 (268 amino acids)
Source: RefSeq, a predicted model, not a curated record